AUGGCCAAAGCACGUGUCAAGAAGCGCACUCACCAGAAGCCGCAAAAUGCUUCCGCUGUAAAAGGCACCGCUGCCUCAAUGUCCAAGACUCCGAAGUCUAUGGUCAUUCGAGUCGGCGCUUCUCAAGUUGGUAGCAGUGUGACCCAGUUGGUGAAGGAUGUCCGUCGUAUGAUGGAGCCCGAUACAGCCGUGCGAUUGAAGGAACGCAAAUCCAACAGACUGCGAGAUUAUACUGUUAUGACCGGCCCUCUCGGUGUCACCCAUCUUAUGUUGUUUUCAAAGUCCGCAACCGGAAACACCAAUAUGCGACUCGCCGUUACGCCCCGUGGACCAACCCUUCACUUCAAGGUCGAGAACUAUUCGCUGUGCAAAGAUGUCGAGAGAUCCAUGAAGCGCCCAAGAAGUGGCGGACAGGAUCACAAGACACCGCCGUUGUUGGUCAUGAACAACUUCACUACGCCAGACGCGACCGAAGAUUCUAAGGUGCCCAAGCGUCUGGAGACCCUCACAACUACUAUCUUCCAAUCUCUCUUUCCUCCCAUCAACCCCCAAAGUCAGCCUUUGUCUUCCAUCCGCCGUGUCAUGCUGCUCAACCGAGAGCCCGCCGAAAAAGAUAACGAUUCAUAUAUCCUGACUCUACGCCAUUAUGCUAUCGCUACGAAGAAGACCGGUGUGUCGAAACGAAUCCGUCGCCUGGACCCCAAAGAGAUCCGCAACCGAGACAAGAAGAAGACUGCCGUUCCCAACCUCGGAAAGCUAGAGGAUGCGGCCGAUUACCUCCUCGACCCGUCUGCUGGAGGCUACACAUCAGCAAGCGAGACCGAGCUAGACACCGAUGCCGAGGUGGAAGUUGCUGAGAGCACGACCCGCCGAGUUCUCAACAAGCGGGAAAUGCAGCGCCAAAAGGCUGCAGAGAAGGGUCAGGACAAGCCGGCUCAUAUCACCGGCGUCGAGAAGCGAGCUGUGAAACUAGUGGAGUUGGGCCCCCGCAUGCGACUCCGCUUGAUGAAGGUUGAGGAUGGAGUCUGCGAUGGCAAGAUCAUGUGGCACGACUUCAUCACGAAAUCCGAGAAGGAGGUGCGGAAAUUGGACCAGAGCUGGGACGUUCGCAGAAAGGAGAAGGAGGCGCGGAAGAAGCUGCAGAAGGAGAACAUCGAGCGGAAGAGGCAGGAGAAGGCCAAGGCCAAGGCCAGUGGACAAAAAGUCGCUGAUGACGAUGAGGAUGAGGAGAUGGAUGAUGACGAGGAUUGGCUCAGCGAUGAUGACUUUGACAAAGAGGCUGAUGGUGAGGGUGAAGCUGAGGACGAUUCUGAAGCCGAUUCCGAUGAUUCUAUGUCGGAGUAA
Molecule: messenger RNA, 1344 nt
Organism: Penicillium bovifimosum
Lineage: Eukaryota; Fungi; Ascomycota; Eurotiomycetes; Eurotiales; Aspergillaceae
Product: Brix domain-containing protein
Exons: 2
Coding region: 1-1344 (447 amino acids)
Biological process (GO): ribosomal large subunit assembly; rRNA processing
Cellular component (GO): preribosome, large subunit precursor
Molecular function (GO): rRNA binding
Source: RefSeq, a predicted model, not a curated record